This is a messenger RNA of Camellia sinensis, 1074 nucleotides long. RefSeq names its product LOB domain-containing protein 33. The record is from RefSeq and is a predicted model, not a curated record. Lineage: Eukaryota; Viridiplantae; Streptophyta; Magnoliopsida; Ericales; Theaceae. Gene Ontology annotation, cellular component: nucleus. Gene Ontology annotation, biological process: positive regulation of DNA-templated transcription; hormone-mediated signaling pathway.
CCUCUCUAAGUCUUUCAAUUAGGAAAGUUACCCAAUUUGAGAAUGACAAUGCUGGCCACAAAGGAGACCCGAACGAAUUUACUUUUCUAACUAAAGUGAGAAUGUCCCUUAACCAUAACUAAAAGAGCUUCUGAACCUUUUCAAGUGGUGGCUAGGCUAUAUAUAAAGAGUACAAAUAUCAACUUAUGGCACUAAAACAAAUCAAAGCCUAGUAGUUUCAGAGUGUGUGUGUGAGUGAGUGAUCAUUGAAGCAAAAUUGAAAAGCAAAAGAUUUGGACAAUGACAGGGCUUGGCUCUUCUUGUGGAGCAUGCAAGUUCUUGAGGAGAAGGUGCACAAGUGAAUGUGUGUUUGCUCCACACUUCAACUAUGAUGAAGCUGCAGCCCAUUUUGCAGUGGUGCACAAGGUGUUCGGUGCCAGCAACGUCUCAAAGCUGUUGACAAACCUUCCCAUGAACGAUCGACGUGAAGCUGCCAUCACAAUAUCCUACGAGGCGCUGGCUCGGAUGCACGAUCCGAUUUAUGGUUGUGUUUCUCAAAUCUUUGCACUCCAACAACAGGUAGCUAGCCUACAGGAGGAGAUAGAAACUCUUGGAAUUCAAAUGGCUAACCUCACAGUUGACGUUUCGAGUUGUGGAAGUUCUCAAGCAACUAAUCAGUUUAAUAAUGAGUUAUGGGUUUAUUCUCAGCAGCAUAAUGACAUGACGAAUGUACAAAACUUUUUAAGUCAACAAGAUUCACUGCUCUCCCAUGGAGGGGAUACAGAAGGAAAUCAUGACCUCUAUACCCAGAUGAAUAUACAGUUUCCUUGUUUGGGAUUGGAGGACCAAACCUCCUCUGUUCCUUACCCUGACUUGAGCCUCUUAGAGAGACUCCUUGAAGGAAUUGACCAAGGAAUCUAUGCUAGCUGUCCAUGGAUAGUCAAUGGAAGCAACACCAAUUGAAGAGGGUCAAAACUGGAAGCAUGGCUUGCUCUUGUGUAAUAUAACCUCUUUUUCAUUCCAAAGAGAAACAAGUUUUGUACUAUCCCCAAUUUUACUAGUUAUGCCAUCCAGAUGUUUGUUUGUUUAAAAAUA